AUGCAGAAGAGGGUUGUCCAGGAGAGAUCAAGCCCUUCACUGUUUGAUCCUCCUGCCACUACGGAGGCCAGGUUAGUAGUGGGAAAAUGGCUGACCGCUAUUCGUUCUCGCCCAAGUAUUGGUUUGAGAUUUACCUUGACCUGGUUUAGAUUUUGUUAUGAGGAAGAUUGCACCAAGGAGGAUCCUCUUUCACAAGAGAGCUUCCGGAAUCUAGCUCUGCCUUUACCAUAUUCGAAGCAGCACCAUUCAAAACUCGUUUGCUAUAUUUCUAGAGAGCUGAUGGACACGGAGAAUCCGCCACAGGUGCUGCCCAAUGGUUAUGUCUACAGCACCAAGGCACUCAAGGAAAUGGCCGAGAAGAACGGAGGGAAGAUAACAUGUCCGAGGACAGGUUACGUCUGCAACUACUCCGACCUAGUUAAGGCCUUUAUAUCGUGAGCUUGGAUGCAGAAGAGGGUUGUCCAGGAGAGAUCAAGCCCUUCACUGUUUGAUCCUCCUGCCACUACGGAGGCCAGGUUAGUAGUGGGAAAAUGGCUGACCGCUAUUCGUUCUCGCCCAAGUCAGUAACACUACUUUGCCUCUGUGAAUAAACAUAAAUUCGUAAUCUCACAUCAUCUGUAGCAACUAUUUCUUACCCCUUGUAAAUUCAUUUUUAUUUCAUGUGUUAGUAAAUCUUUAAUCAGCAACCAUGGAAUAACAAUUUUAGUCCGAGUUCCAGUUCCUGGACUACAAAAUUAGUUUCU
Molecule: messenger RNA, 743 nt
Organism: Tarenaya hassleriana
Lineage: Eukaryota; Viridiplantae; Streptophyta; Magnoliopsida; Brassicales; Cleomaceae
Product: macrophage erythroblast attacher-like
Exons: 3
Coding region: 1-438 (145 amino acids)
Biological process (GO): proteasome-mediated ubiquitin-dependent protein catabolic process
Cellular component (GO): GID complex; cytoplasm; nucleus
Molecular function (GO): ubiquitin protein ligase activity
Source: RefSeq, a predicted model, not a curated record